Messenger RNA from Helianthus annuus (common sunflower), 1262 nucleotides. Its product is annotated as clavaminate synthase-like protein At3g21360. Gene Ontology annotation, molecular function: oxidoreductase activity. Bases 144 to 1160 code for a protein of 338 amino acids. The transcript is spliced from 3 exons. The record is from RefSeq and is a predicted model, not a curated record. Lineage: Eukaryota; Viridiplantae; Streptophyta; Magnoliopsida; Asterales; Asteraceae.
UGUAAUCAUCUAUCUCAAUUUAUUUCUAGGUUACCUCCGCUCUGAACCUGGACGAAAAAGCGGUCAAAGGGGUAUCCACUUCACCCUCAUCUAUCUCCCUCCCUAUGUACUCUGCUUUUUAAGGAUCAUAUCCUUAAAACCUGAUGACAAUACUAAGUUUAUCACCAACCAUGCCGGAAUCUUUCUUCGUAGAAUCCGAAUUACCACACCAAAAAAGAUACAACAACAAAGAUGAAACCAAAAUUGUCUUCCCAACCGUUCUAAUCCCUAACCGCAAGUUAGGUGAUCACAAUCUGAAAAACAUCAUCCGUGAUCAAAAACCAUGGCUCGAAUCCGAACUCCACAAAACCGGUGCGAUUUUGUUUCGUGGGUUUUCUUCCGUUUCCUCUGCUUCUGACUUCAACGACGUCGUUGAAGCUUUCGGGUUCGAAGAACUUCCUUAUGUCGGCGGCGCUGCUCCUCGUACCAACGUUGUUGGUCGUGUGUUCACUUCUAAUGAAUCCCCUCCUGAUCAGAAGAUUCCUUUUCAUCAUGAGAUGGCUCAGGUUCCGAAGUUUCCAUUGAAGGUGUUCUUCUUUUGCGAAGUGGAACCGAAAGUUGGGGGAGAAACGCCUAUAGUACUCAGCCAUGUGAUUUACGACAAGAUGAAACAGAAGUAUCCUGAAUUUGUUGAUCGGUUGGAACAACACGGAUUGAUCUAUACGAGAGUGUUAGGGGAAGAUGAUGAUCCUUCGUCCCCGAUUGGUCGUGGAUGGGUAUCCACGUUCAUGACCAAAGACAAAGUCGUCGCUGAAGAAAGGGCGGCGAAGCUUGGAAUGAAGUUAGAAUGGACAGAUGAUGGUGUGAAAACGAUAAUGGGACCGAUUCCAGCAAUCAAGGUUGACGAAACGCGGGGAAGGAAAACAUGGUUUAAUAGCAUGGUGGCAGCUUAUACUGGUUGGGAAGAUGCAAGAAAUGAUCCGGUGAAGGCGGUGACUUUUGGAGAUGGUACACCAUUGCCGGCACAAGUCAUACAUGACUGCCUGAGAAUCUUGGAGGAAGAAAGUGUGGCGAUACCAUGGCAGAAAGGGGACGUAAUGCUGCUUGAUAAUUUGGCGGUUCUUCAUGCUCGACGACCGUUUGAACCACCUCGUAGGGUUUUAGCUUCUCUUUGUCAGUGAGGAGAAGAAUGAUUAUGUAAGAGAUGCAUUUGCACCCUUUUAUAAACCUAGAAUAAAGUAAAAGCUUCAUCUUAUAAUUCCAUCAAAUAUGUUCUGAUUGCU